UUUGGGUUUCGCGCUAAAGCUAUGAAACAAAAGCCGAACGAAAUCAAACAAUGAAACCCUAGACUCAGCCAACCAACUAACUCUGUUUCUCCGUGGACGGAGAAUCGAUGACCGUCUCGGAUUGCUCCUCUUUUCCGACGCCAAUCGGUAGCGCCGGAAGGAUCAGGAUAUGAUGGAGGUAUUAUUGAGAUAGUUGCUUCUGAAGCCAAACCUUCCUUUCUUAUCCUCUUAAGAAAAGAGCUCUUCGAUGUGGAUUUUAAGUUGCAAGCAAGGAAUCUGUUUCAGUAGAUUUUCCUUUUGCUGGUCCACUGUUGGCUUGUUUGUCAAUCUCUGCUUGAACAGUGUGAUGUGAGGUUUUAUUUUUGUAGUUCAAUUAGUUUAUGAACAUAUUUCCCUUCAUGGCUGGAUGGUGGACUUCAGAUUGCUUGAUAAUCAUCCCAUAGCCUGGAUAAAAUUGUGACUGAAACUGGAGAUUUCAGUGCCGUAAGUGGAUAUUUUGGGUUAUAGCAUCUUUAUUUUCUGGGAAUCCUUUCCAUCUUGUUGUUUUACUAGGAGGUUAUGGAGUUCUUUCCUGUCGAGGUAAUUGACAACAUAUUGUCACGGCUUGAAGAUGCACGAGAUGUUGUAAUUGCAUCUUUUACAUGCCGGAAGUGGCGAGAGGCUUGGAGGAAUCAUCUUCAUAAGCUUACAUUUAAUUCGGAUGACUGGCCUGUUUGUGAUGAGCACAUGACACGCAGAUUUGAAGUAAUUAUAACUCAGACAAUUUUCCAAACCAAUGCACUGCAAUGUCUUUCAAUAACCAUGAAAAAAGAUGUUGUGCUCUCUGCUGCUCCGGUGAUUGCUUGGCUAUUGUAUACAAGAGAAACCUUACGCCAAUUGCAUUUUAGUGUGAAUACCCCAAACCUUAAUAUACUUGAAAAAUGUGGUCACCAGAGGUUGGAACUGUUGGAUCUGGCAGAGAUAACCAUAUCCAGAGUUGAAUUUAGUUACCAAAAAUUUUCUUGCUUGAGGUCUCUUUCACUGGAUCAUGUCACCAUAUCAGCUUUGGACCUGAGUCGUUUGGUCACUGCCUGCCCCAAAGUUGAGGUCUUAAAUCUUGUUUGUCUGGAUUUUGAUGGUCCAUGGGGCACAAUGAAACUUCAUAGUAACUCUUUGAAAGAUAUCCACGUUCAAGGCAUUCAUUUGGAUCAUUUGAAUGAAAUCAUCUUGGAUACUGAUAGCCUUGAGAAACUGCAAAUAAAAGAUUGUGACCUUGGGAUCUUUAAGCUUCUGAGCAAAGGGACGUUGAGACUCCUUGAAAUGGAUGACGUCUAUAGCUUCCCUCUUGAUAUUGGUGAGAAUGCUGAGAAUCUUGAAAUUGUGGAGGUAAGCAACUCCACAACAUGGCGGUCCAAUUUCCAUCAUAUGAUAUCAAAAUUAUCAAAAGUAAGAAGGAUGAGUCUAUGUGAUGUUAUGUUUGAAGAUGAAGUUGAAGCUGUGGAUAUUGACUCUACUUCUGCUUGCUUUUCUCAAUUAAGUCAUUUAUCCUUGACCUAUGAACUCAGAGAUUCACUUCAGUGUGGUUUGCUUGGUUAUUCUCAACUGGAAAAUGUGGUUGUAUUGGAGCUUGGCUGGGAAGUGAUUACUGACCUAUUCUCACAUUGGGUAGUGGAACUACUGGAAAGGUGCCCUAAUUUGAGGAAGUUGGUCAUUCAUGGGGCUGUGUCGCGAAUCAACACACAAGAAGAAUGUGAUGUCUUAGCGAACUUCACAUCCUUUAUUGUUAAGUUUAUGGGGAAAUAUUCGCAUGUGGAGGUUCAGUUUAAAUAUGUAUAGAUUUUAGGAACUUUUGCAUUGGAGUUCAAAUUUUUGUCAAUUGUGGAAUUGUGGAUACUGCAAGGAGGUACAUGAUGAUGAUCUUUAGCGAGCGAUCGUCUUUCUACUUAAUUGGGUAAUAUUUCUUUUUCCAGAUAAAUAUGUGCGUCAAGCUAUUGUGAAUUGACUUUAAGUUCACAUAUCCUUUGCAUUCUUGGUUUUUGUUUUUGUUACUAGUUAUUGAUUUGAUUUGCAUCUUAGCAACUCUGUUUCUGUUAUUUGCCAAGUCUUUUUA
Molecule: messenger RNA, 2089 nt
Organism: Nicotiana tabacum (common tobacco)
Lineage: Eukaryota; Viridiplantae; Streptophyta; Magnoliopsida; Solanales; Solanaceae
Product: F-box/LRR-repeat protein At1g67190-like
Molecular function (GO): protein binding
Source: RefSeq, a predicted model, not a curated record